ACUAUGGAGAAGGGCAGCGAGUAACCCCAAUUACCCCCAAAACCCUCCAUUGGAUUCGAUCAAGAUUCAAGGUCUGAGAACUCUCGUCUCGACUUCGAGCUCGCAGAUUGCAGAGAAGACAUGGCGUCGAGGAGAGGAGCGGGCAGCAGCGAAGCGUCGCGGUCGUCGGAGUUGGAGAAGAUGAGUGUGGAUCAACUCAGAGCCCUCAAGGAACAGACCGAUCUCGAAGUCAAUCUCCUUCACGAGAGCCUCAACAACAUUCGCACCGCCUCUACUCGCCUCGACGCUGCCUUCGCUGCCCUUCACGACCUCUCCCUCCGUCCACAAGGCAAGCAGAUGUUGGUGCCUCUUACGGCGUCGCUUUAUGUUGCUGGUAGGCUCGAUGAUGCCAAUAAGGUCUUGGUGGAUGUCGGCACUGGAUACUUCGUUGAGAAAACGAUGGCAGAAGGAAAGGAUUAUUGUGAUCGUAAGAUCAAAUUGCUGAAGUCGAAUUAUGAUCAACUAGUCGAGGUUGCUACUAGAAAGAAAAUUAUAGCAGAGGAAGCUGCGGCAGCCUUACUAGAAAAACGGAAGCAGAUGGCUGCUGCUCCUGCAACAUAGGGUAAUAUUCUGUCACCAUGUAAUAUGUUUUGAAGGCAUUGAUUGGUUAACGCAACCUCGAAGACAUUCAAAAUACCAAAAUUUUUAUAGGGUAGACAUUCACUGGAUGGUUGGAAAUUCCAUUUGUUGUGUGGUGACUGGUGAGGGGAGGAGGAUUUUAUAGGAAAUUAGAAUCUGUAGAAGGAAGAUUUAACGCCUCUGAUUCUCAAUCCAUGGAUAUAAAUAUUGUGCAUUUGUCAGCAUCAUAGAUUCCAGUCUUAGCCUGUCUGCCACAUGAAUUGGUUUUUAAAGAAUUUUGCCCUAUGGACGUUCUUAGGUAGAGAAGUAUUUUUUUAGGAUAUCUCAAGAUUUAUUCUCAUUAAAAUAUUUCGAUAAA
Molecule: messenger RNA, 976 nt
Organism: Momordica charantia (bitter melon)
Lineage: Eukaryota; Viridiplantae; Streptophyta; Magnoliopsida; Cucurbitales; Cucurbitaceae
Gene: PFD5
Product: prefoldin 5
Biological process (GO): RNA polymerase II core complex assembly; RNA polymerase III assembly; RNA polymerase I assembly
Cellular component (GO): prefoldin complex; cytoplasm
Source: RefSeq, a predicted model, not a curated record